Messenger RNA from Osmia bicornis bicornis, 1681 nucleotides. It is a transcript of the gene U2af50, whose product is annotated as splicing factor U2AF 50 kDa subunit. Bases 157 to 1455 code for a protein of 432 amino acids. Lineage: Eukaryota; Metazoa; Arthropoda; Insecta; Hymenoptera; Megachilidae. Gene Ontology annotation, cellular component: U2-type prespliceosome; nucleus; U2AF complex. The record is from RefSeq and is a predicted model, not a curated record. Gene Ontology annotation, biological process: mRNA processing. Gene Ontology annotation, molecular function: pre-mRNA 3'-splice site binding; poly-pyrimidine tract binding. The transcript is spliced from 8 exons.
UUCUGUAUCUGUAAUUACUGUAUUUACCUAGACUAGAGUAUCGCCAUUUCUUUAAUAAAAAUUUGUUUUAAGAGUAAUUGACAUUUAAUAACCGUGUUUUAAUUAAUAUUACUACUUGCUGAGAAGAAUAUUAUGUACCAAGUGUUAAAUUGAAAAAUGGGUGAAGAUUAUAAUGGAGAUCGUGACCGUCAAGACCGUGACAAAGAUAGGGACAGGGACAGAGAUCGUGAUAGAAGACACAGAUCUCGUAGUAGAGAUCGUAGGAAAAGAUCACGUACUCGUUCCAAAGAUAGAAGAGAUAGAAAGAGAAGCAGUUCACCUAAAAAGAGUCGCAGUUCUAGAAGAAGGAAACCUUCUCUUUAUUGGGAUGUUCCACCACCAGGAUUUGAACACAUUACACCUUUGCAGUAUAAAGCUAUGCAAGCUGCAGGACAAAUACCUGCAAAUAUUGUAGCAGACACACCACAAGCAGCAGUGCCAGUAGUUGGUAGUACCAUAACUCGACAAGCAAGAAGACUUUAUGUAGGAAACAUUCCAUUUGGUGUGACUGAGGAAGAAAUGAUGGAAUUCUUUAAUCAACAAAUGCACUUAUCUGGUCUUGCUCAAGCUGCUGGAAAUCCAGUUUUAGCAUGCCAGAUUAAUCUUGAUAAAAACUUUGCUUUCUUAGAGUUCCGUUCGAUAGACGAAACAACGCAAGCUAUGGCAUUUGAUGGUAUCAACUUCAAAGGGCAAAGUUUAAAAAUAAGAAGACCGCAUGAUUAUCAGCCAAUGCCAGGAAUGACUGAUAAUCCAAGUAUGAACGUGCCAGGUACGGUUCCUGAUUCUCCACACAAGAUUUUCAUUGGUGGUUUACCCAAUUAUUUGAACGAAGAACAGGUCAAAGAAUUACUGAUGAGUUUCGGACAGUUAAGAGCAUUCAAUCUAGUAAAGGAUUCAGCUACAGGUCUAUCCAAAGGUUACGCAUUUUGCGAAUAUGUUGACGUGUCAAUGACUGAUCAAGCAAUUGCUGGAUUAAAUGGAAUGCAGCUGGGAGACAAGAAGCUAAUUGUCCAACGAGCUAGCGUGGGUGCCAAGAAUCCUAUGAUAGGUGCACAAGCUCCAGUUCAAAUUCAGGUGCCUGGAUUGUCUAUGGUGGGCACGAGUGGACCAGCAACUGAGGUCCUCUGCUUACUAAACAUGGUAACUCCUGAGGAAUUAAUGGAAGAAGAGGAAUAUGAAGAUAUCUUAGAGGACAUUAAAGAAGAAUGUAAUAAAUAUGGUGUGGUUCGAUCUGUGGAAAUACCAAGACCUAUAGAAGGUGUUGAUGUACCUGGAUGUGGAAAAGUAUUCGUCGAGUUUAAUAGCGUAAUUGACUGCCAAAAAGCACAGCAGACACUUACAGGACGAAAGUUUAAUAACCGUGUUGUUGUGACAUCAUACUUUGAUCCUGACAAGUAUCAUCGCCGAGAAUUUUAAGAUGUAGAUUUUUUCAUACAUUAAUUAACUGACUCCAGUGUAUAAUAUAUAUAUUGAACGAAUAAUCUAACAAUCUCUAAAAUUAAUCAUUUUUUCUCAUCAGAAUGUACAAUAAGUAAUGUAAUUGAUUUGCAAUCGUACUGUGCAUUGAAAAGUAGUUGUUGUAAUUUAUGUAUCUUUCGAUGAUGUAACCAUGUACGAGUAAAAACGUAAUUUACAAAAUUAA